GGAAAAAGUAUUUAAGUAAAUAUACUAAAAUAUGACACAAGAAAAGCACUAAUUUUUGGUUGGUUUUUUUUUAUGUUAUUAUUAACAAAAAUAAAAAAUAAAUACACUGUGGGCCCGGAGAAAAAUGCCUUGCUGGUACUAUGACAAAAAGGAGCUACGCGAGACACCUUCGAUACUGGAUGGCGUUACAUAUGAUACAGAGCGGCGCUAUCGCAAAGAGGGCGCACGCUUCAUCAUGGAAUGCGGCACCAAAAUGGGCCUCGGCCACAAUACAAUGGCCACCGGUGUCGUCUACUUCCAUCGCUUCUACAUGUUUCACUCAUUCAAGAGCUUUCCACGCUACGUUACCGCCUGCUGUUGUUUGUUUCUCGCCGGCAAGGUGGAGGAGACGCCAAAAAAGUGUCGCGAUAUCAUUAAAACAGCCCGUGGCAUACUCAACGACAACUACUUCUACUCGUUCGGCGAUGAUCCCAAGGAGGAGGUAAUGACACUGGAGCGCAUAUUGCUGCAGACAAUCAAAUUUGAUCUGCAAGUGGAGCAUCCUUAUACCUUUCUGCUCAAGUAUGCCAAAUGCUUCAAAGGCGAUCAACCAAAACUGCAGAAAAUGGUGCAAAUGGCAUGGAAUUUCGUCAAUGAUUCGCUCAGCACCGUCGUCUGUCUGCAAUGGGAGCCAGAGAUCAUAGCCGUCGCUCUCAUCCAUUUGGCCAGCAAGCUGAGCAAAUUCACGGUGCUCGAUUGGCUAGGUAGACAGCCGCAGCAUCAACGCUGGUGGGAUAUGUUUGUAUCGAACGUGACAAUGGAGAUUCUCGAGGAUAUUUGUCAUCAGGUGUUGGAUCUGUAUCAGUCUACGCAAAAGGAAGGCCAGGAGCCCAAUAGCCCGCCACAAAAGCCGCCCAGUCGUGCCGACAGCCCAACAACAACAACAGCAACAGUAACAACAAAUGCGAUUUGCCCACAGCCUGCAGCACAGCCCAGUGGCAACGGCGGUCUGAUUGGCGAGCUCAACAAUAUACAAUCCAUCAAAUCGCUGGCCAAUGCGAUGCCCAUUGCCGUCGUCUCGAUACCGCCACCCAGCGAUGGCCUGCCGUUGCCCACGCCGAAUGCAGGCGGUGGCGGCGGCGUUGCACCACUGCCACCACCCAGCAAUCUGAACAGCAAUGCUGCCAAUUAUCAUUUGUACCACGCACCACCGCCGCCGCCGCCACCUGUGGUGCCAAUGCCGCCAUAUGCGGCCAAUGCCUGGACACAGCAGCCGCCACCGCCAACACACUACAGCACAGCGGCGCCACCACCACCUAUGCCGCCCAAUAUGGGACCAGGACCGCCCAGUGGCGGUCCACCUGGCUACUACAACGCCGGACGCCAGCAGCAACAGCAGCAGCAGCAACAGCAGCAACAACGCUAUCAAUAAAUUAUGUCAACUUUUUGUAGAAAAACAUUUGUUAGAAAAGGAAAGAGCACAUGGAUAUAUAAUAUUAAUAAAG
This is a messenger RNA of Drosophila hydei, 1484 nucleotides long. Its product is annotated as cyclin-K. Lineage: Eukaryota; Metazoa; Arthropoda; Insecta; Diptera; Drosophilidae. Gene Ontology annotation, molecular function: cyclin-dependent protein serine/threonine kinase activator activity. Gene Ontology annotation, biological process: regulation of transcription by RNA polymerase II; positive regulation of DNA-templated transcription, elongation. Bases 125 to 1411 code for a protein of 428 amino acids. Gene Ontology annotation, cellular component: nucleus; cyclin/CDK positive transcription elongation factor complex. The transcript has a single exon. The record is from RefSeq and is a predicted model, not a curated record.